This is a messenger RNA of Microtus ochrogaster (prairie vole), 1746 nucleotides long. RefSeq names its product serine incorporator 2 (gene Serinc2). The record is from RefSeq and is a predicted model, not a curated record. Gene Ontology annotation, cellular component: membrane. NCBI's taxonomy places the organism in Eukaryota, Metazoa, Chordata, Mammalia, Rodentia, Cricetidae.
GCCCCGGGCCACGCUCAGCCAUGGGGGCCUGUCUGGGGGCCUGUUCUCUGCUCAGCUGCGCAUCCUGCCUCUGCGGCUCGGCACCCUGUAUACUAUGCGGCUGUUGCCCCUCAACCCGGAACUCCACGGUGAGCCGCCUCCUCUUCACCAGCUUUCUCUUCUUGGGGGUGCUGGUGUCCAUCAUCAUGCUGAGCCCCGGAGUGGAGAGUCAGCUUUACAAGCUACCCUGGGUGUGUGAAGACAGGACCCAGCAACCCUUGGUCCUGCAGGGCCCCGUGGACUGUGGCUCCCUGCUGGGUUUUCGCGCCGUCUACCGCAUGUGCUUUGCCACAGCGGCCUUUUUCUUCUUCUUCAUGCUGUUGAUGAUUUGCGUCCGCAGCAGCCGGGACCCACGAGCGGCCAUCCAGAAUGGGUUUUGGUUUUUUAAGUUCCUGAUCCUCAUGGGUAUCACCGUGGGUGCCUUCUACAUCCCUGAUGGCUCCUUUCCCAAGAUCUGGUUCUACUUCGGCGUCGUGGGCUCCUUCCUCUUCAUCCUCAUCCAGCUGAUCCUCUUCAUCGACUUUGCACACUCCUGGAAUCAGCGGUGGCUGUGCAAGGCCGAGGAGUGUGACUCCCCAGCCUGGUAUGCAGGCCUUUUCUUCUUUACCUUCCUCUUCUACCUGCUGUCCAUUGCUGCUGUGGCGCUGAUGUUUGUCUACUACACCGAGUCUGGCGCCUGCCACGAGGGCAAGGUCUUCAUCAGCCUCAAUCUCACCUUCUGCGUCUGCGUCUCCAUCGUUGCCGUCCUGCCCAAGGUCCAGGAUGCCCAGCCUAACUCAGGCCUGCUGCAGGCCUCCGUCAUCACGUUGUAUACCAUGUUUGUCACCUGGUCGGCCCUAUCCAACGUCCCUGACCAAAAAUGCAACCCUCACCUGCCCAUCAGAAAUGGAACAGGCCAGAUGAACUUGGAGGACUACAGCACCGUGUGGUGGGAUGCUCCGAGCAUCGUGGGCCUUGUCAUCUUCAUCCUGUGCACCUUCUUCAUUAGUCUGCGGUCCUCUGACCACCGGCAGGUGAACAGCCUAAUGCAGACAGAGGAGUGUCCCGUGGAGACGAUACAGCAGCAGCAGGUGACCAUCAGUGAGGGCCGCGCCUACGACAACGAGCAGGAUAGUGUCACCUACAGCUAUUCCUUCUUCCACUUCUGCCUGGUCUUGGCCUCCCUGCAUGUCAUGAUGACACUUACCAACUGGUACAGCCCUGGUGAGACCCGGAAGAUGAUCAGCACGUGGACCUCUGUGUGGGUGAAGAUCUGUGCCAGCUGGGCAGGGCUGUUCCUCUACCUGUGGACCCUGGUGGCCCCCCUGCUCCUGCCCAACAGAGACUUCAGCUGAGAAGGCCCUGCAGCCCGCUCACCUGGUGCCUUGGGGCUCAACGAGGGCCGGCCCACCCUCGGUCGCACCCACCCACCCUCUUCCAGGACCUGCCAGAGUCAGGGGACCCUCCAUUCUCAGUGCCUCUGGGGUCUGUGGAAUAUUAGGCUCUGAUCAAGCCCCACUUUCUGCUGCCCGUGGCCAUGCACACUCACCCUUGGGGCAGAAGUAGCUCCUGUUCUCAGGGUCCCCAGAAGAGGGCAUGGAAGGAGAGUGGCCCAGAGCACUGGGGUGCCCACACCAAGGCCUGUGCUCCAGGCCUCCAGAGCCAACCCUCUUUCCUAGACCACGUGCCUUACUGAGUCUCUGAGACUCCACCCAAUAAACACACCUG